UUGCUUUCAGAUCUUUUUGAUAUUUUCUCCGAGGCGUAAAUUGAUCUCGACCUUCCCCGCGCCCUCAUCGAUCUUGUCUUUGUUGCGGCGCCCUGCGCUUCUGUCCAUGUGGGCCGUGCUCAAUAGCUACGGGCCGCACCCGACUUGCAGCUCGCUGGGCCCGGUCGGUAUCCACACACACACCACUCCAAGGUCGACGUGGAUCGGAGGAUAGAUCAUCCCAGGCCGCCAACGCUCAGUGGUAUUUUGACGCCGACGCAUACCAUCGGGACAGCUCGCUUCUGCUAGGCCCGCCGAUUGACCUUCUUCGCCUCGAUUUCGUUUUCCUUGCCCACUCUUCGACCUGGUCACACACUAACGUUCCAUAGCAACGUGAGAGGUCGCGUUCUCCUAGACGGGGACGUUCCCGGAGCCCAAACACACGCCGUUCAUAUUCGCCCCGCGAUCGAUCGCGGAGUCGCAAUCGAAGAAGGAGUCGGUCUCCCAUGACUGGACAGGGCACAGCUACUGGAGGACCAGGUUCAGGAUACAGCGGAGCUCCCCACCGGUCGUACGAGGAUCGUGCGGCACAUCGAGAGCAAGUCAUGAACAACAUUCGUGAGACGUCGCAGCAGGACCGCCGGGUCUAUGUCGGCAACCUGUCCUACGACGUGAAAUGGCACCAUCUUAAGGACUUUAUGCGUCAGGCUGGAGAGGUUCUCUACGCCGACGUGCUACUUCUUCCUAAUGGAAUGUCGAAGGUGGGCGCCUAUAAAAUUGUGGAGUAUGCCACGAGGGAGCAGGCCCAGGCUGCCGUUGCGACGCUCAGCAAUCAGAAUCUCAUGGGCAGACUGGUCUACGACCGUGAGGCCGAGCCUCGGUUCGGCCCACCGGGCGGAGCCGGUCGCGGCGGCGGAUUUGCGAGCGCCGGUAUGGGCGGUUAUGGGCCUGGCGGCGGCGGCUUCAAUGCCGGCAUGGCUGGCCCUCCUGGGGGUGGCGGUCGUCAAAUCUACGUUUCUAACUUGCCUUACACCGUCGGCUGGCAAGACCUGAAGGACCUCUUCCGACAGGCCGCCCGCACAGGCGCUGUGAUUCGCGCUGAUGUCCACCUUGGCCCCGACGGCAGACCUAAGGGCUCCGGCGUUGUGGUUUUCGAAACUCCCGAUGAUGCUCGCAAUGCCAUCCAACAGUUCAACGGCUAUGACUGGCAAGGCCGCACCCUCGAGGUCCGUGAGGAUCGUUUCGCAGGCCCCGGCAUGGGCGUUGGUGGGUACGGCCGCGGCGGUUUCGGAGGCGGACGCGGCGGUUUCGGAGGAGGAUACGGCCGAGGAGGCUUUGGCGGCCGCGGUGGAUUCGGCUACGGAGGCCGCGGUGGGUAUGGCGGCGGUGGCGGCGGCGGCGGCUUCGAUGCUGGUGCCUCCGUCCCCCCGAACCCUUUUACCGACCACGCCACUGCUGGCGUCGAGAAGUGCGAAACAAUCUAUGUUCGCAAUCUUCCCUGGUCAACCAGCAACGAUGACCUUGUUGAGUUGUUCUCGACUAUCGGCAAGGUUGAGCAGGCCGAGAUUCAGUACGAGCCCAGUGGCCGGUCGCGUGGCAGCGGCGUCGUCCGAUUCGACAACGCAGACACCGCCGAAACGGCGAUUGCGAAGUUCCAGGGCUACCAAUACGGCGGUCGCCCUCUCGCCCUGAGUUACGUCAAGUACAUCACUCCUGGCGGCGGUGACAGCAUGGAUACCGACCCACACGCCGGCCUCACCCAGGACCAGAUCAUGUGA
This is a messenger RNA of Canariomyces notabilis, 1757 nucleotides long. RefSeq names its product RNA-binding domain-containing protein. The coding region runs from base 486 to 1757 and encodes 423 amino acids. Gene Ontology annotation, cellular component: nucleus; ribonucleoprotein complex; cytoplasm. The transcript has 7 exons. Gene Ontology annotation, molecular function: mRNA binding. The record is from RefSeq and is a predicted model, not a curated record. Lineage: Eukaryota; Fungi; Ascomycota; Sordariomycetes; Sordariales; Chaetomiaceae.